This is a messenger RNA of Mesorhabditis belari, 1134 nucleotides long. NCBI's taxonomy places the organism in Eukaryota, Metazoa, Nematoda, Chromadorea, Rhabditida, Rhabditidae. The record is from the annotation of a GenBank genome assembly.
AUGAUUCUUCGAUAUUUGAGUAUUUUUGUGCUUCUUUUGUUAUGUGUUUCUCAAUCGGGACGAGUUGCCGGUCAAUUUCAAUGCAAAGACAUGAAAAAUCAAAAUGUUGAUUGGUUUGUUUUCUACAAAUUGCCUAAAGUCAAGGGCUCGCCGAGUGACGCAGUGGCGGAUGGGACCGCUUUUUUGUACCUCGACAAAAACAAUAAGCAAUGGGUUUACCCAACCAUGAACAUGUUAGAUGGGAAUCACGCUAUCGCCUACACUCUGCAACAAUACUACGAUCGACAAGAUGACUCGAUGAUUAUGUCGAUUUUCUACAAUGACGAACACCCAGAUAACAUCACUUCUUCUAGUUUGGGACAUCAAAAAGGCGUUGUCGCCUUUGACGCGAUCUCUGGCUUCUGGUUGAUUCACUCGAUUCCGAAAUUCCCCGAAAACACGAGCUAUGUCUAUCCACCGAACGCGCACUCGUACGGGCAAAUGGGGAUUUGUGUGACGCUGCCGAAUAAAGGCCUUAAUGAUAUCGCCAAUCAACUUUUCUUUACUCAACCAUUCAUUUACCGUUUCGAUCUGCCGCCUCAAUUCGCGAGCCUUUAUCCAAAACUCGCUGAUGUGAAAAAGGGAAACUAUCAGAAAGCAGCCCCAUUCUCAAGCGUGAAACCAAUCACCACAGCCGGAGGGACUCAAUUUGUUCACUUUGCCAAAGCAAAAGGAUUCAAGGAUGAUAUCUAUGGAGGACUAAUAGCACCAUACUUGAAUACGGAUCUCUUUGCUGAGACGUGGCAACACGAACCGGGAAAUAUGGGUGAUUGGUGUAUGGGGAGAUAUGAGAUUCUUGACAUCACGUGGGUAAAUCUGCCGUUUGGAUUCAACUUCGAGAAUUGGUCGGAUCACUCAAAAUACGCGAUUGCUGUGACGGAAAAGCCCAAUCAGGGACCAACACCGCCAUGGGUGUGCAUUGGGGAUAUCAAUAGACAGACCCAUCAAAUGGUUCGUGGUGGUGGCUCUUUGUGCCUUCGGGACUCGGAUCUCUUCAACACCUUUAAAUCGAUCCCCACACAAUUCAACAAAUGCAAUGCCACUACUCCAACCCCAAUUCUCGAGAAAAUGCUUCGAUCAAAUCGAGUUUCUUUA